Molecule: messenger RNA, 546 nt
Organism: Clonostachys solani
Lineage: Eukaryota; Fungi; Ascomycota; Sordariomycetes; Hypocreales; Bionectriaceae
Source: the annotation of a GenBank genome assembly
AUGUCUCAAACAGUGUCAGCCAUUGUUGAUGCGAUCAGUGCCUGGCCUUCAUUGGACAUUGGCAAGAUACAUAAAGUAACUUGGCAUCCCAGGGCAUUCAAUGAUUUGUUCAUCGCCGGGGCCGAGUCAAAACAAUGUGCCAUCACGCUCUUCAAAGAGGACAUUGUUCCCAUUAUUGACGAAAUUGAACAUCAUCGGACUGGUCGAAUCUCUGACAACUUCACAUUAGUGGUUCGUCAGUAUCAAAAAUCUAAACGAACCGCACUCUCCCAAAUUUCCAAAAAUGUUUUUCAGGAAGAUGUGGUCGACGACGGGAGUCUUCUUUCGUUUGUCAAAGGUCUCGACAAGAAGCCUCGUUCUCGGAAGCCCACAAUUAUCAAACCUGAAAAGAACAUGAUGCGUUCGGUUCUCGACGAGGCUGGUGAACGGAGUCUGGUGCUUCCAGUCUCUAUUCCCAACGAUGCGUCUACUGGAAUUGGCGAACGGGCAAAGAAAUCAAUCCACGCAUACUCUCGUUCAUAUUUCACAACUCCCAAGGACGAUUAA